GAAGAAGGCCUUUUUGGAAUCGAGAUCAUGAUGUAGAUCUUAUUAUUGAUGUUUGUGAUGGACUUCGCCCUCCGAUCGUUACAAAUGCUCCUGAAGGUUACGUUGAAAUAAUGCAAGAAUGUUGGCAUUCUAAUCCAAAAAGAAGACCAACUGCUGCUGAUAUCCUAUCAAGAAUUGAGAAUGUAUGUUCUCUCCCAAUUGACUUGAAACCAUUAGAAGGUGAUCAAUUCUGGCCUACUCAACAUAAGCCGCAAAAUAUGUUGAAGAAAAUCAUCAAGAAGACAUUUAGAUCCCUUAAACGCAAAAAAUUUCAUAAAAAUCGCAAAGGAAAGGGUACUAUUAUGGGCAAUAAUACCAUAAAUUCCAAACUCACUUGCCAUACGGCUUCAACUGAUAAAGAUACAACUGAAAUUGAUGAUAUUUUCGACAUUUAUUUAUCCUUUCAGGAUAGUGAAGAGUCAAAUUCAUCUAAUACUACCGAAGAUGUUGCUUGCUUUUCAGCCAGAAAUGAUUGCAAUACGUUAGAAAUAUCAACAUUUCCUUACGAGGAGCAAUAUCUUUUAUUAUGGAUCAAGAAUUUUGAUUGA
Molecule: messenger RNA, 587 nt
Organism: Funneliformis geosporum
Lineage: Eukaryota; Fungi; Glomeromycota; Glomeromycetes; Glomerales; Glomeraceae
Source: the annotation of a GenBank genome assembly